This is a messenger RNA of Echinostoma caproni, 1335 nucleotides long. NCBI's taxonomy places the organism in Eukaryota, Metazoa, Platyhelminthes, Trematoda, Plagiorchiida, Echinostomatidae. The record is from the annotation of a GenBank genome assembly.
AUGCACGUGAAUGUCAAAAUUUUGACUGAUUAUUUUGCUAUCGCGGUGGAUGGCAAAGAGAAAAUUGAAUGGUUGUUUCAAGAAGCGGUUCGACGCUACGGAGAGCAGUGGAACGGGGAACUGAAAAAAACCGUCCAAUCCUCGGGGACCAAGCGGAGAUUGUCCACCAGUUCGACUAGCAACAGUACCGUUAAUAACAGCAGCAGCGUGAACAAUGAUGCAUCCACCGGACGAGAUUCACCGAGCACAUUGCCCGGACGAAUUACUGCUAUGCGAAGAGAACGCGAUCACGCGGUGCUCAACAAGUCCGACCUGAUCAGAGAUGUCUUAAAAGAUGGGGACAGUGUGGUAGCAGAUUUCAAUCCAUGCGUGAUCAUGUCUGGCGUGCAAGCCUCAGUACAACAAGAGGAACCGUAUCCUAUAACAUUGCGGGGCAUAAUUUGGUUUUUAAAGACAACUCCAGCAGAAAUAAAACUUGCCAGGGCGUUUUCAAACCAGAAGUUUGAAGAUAAAGUCGGGUUUGGCGCAUUGCGUCAAUGGAAGUCAGAAUUUGAUUUGUACAUAAAACUUGACGGUGAGCACUUGACCAUGGAACAGUUAGUCGCACUGGGAGAUGGCAAAUAUCGAAUCGAGUUGGAUCCCGCGGCAGCGCAUAAAGUGGCACAGAGUAGACUGAUUAUAGACGACAUUGUAUCGAAAAACAAAAUUGCUUAUGGCAUCACGACCGGGUUCGGACUAUUCGCGUCCACAGUUAUUGAUCGACUCAAACUGAAAGAACUACAAAUCUCACUGCUUCGCUCACAUGCGGCCGGAGUGGGGAAACCGUUAUCUUUGCGUAUGACUCGAAUGCUGUUUGCUCUUCGGAUCAAUAUUUUGGCCAGAGGAUAUAGUGGUAUCUCUUUGGAAACGCUAGAACAAAUGGUUCGAAUGUUUAACGCUUUCGUUCGAGCUGAAAGAGCGGCCCUACAGGCUGAUGUCAUAGCCGCUCUAACACUGGAUGUUUGCAUGGGAACAGUUUCGGCUUUCGAUGCGGACGUGUCCAGGGUUCGACCACACAAAGGACAAGCGAUCGUGAGUCGGCGACUCAGAGCUCUGCUGAAUAACAAACUAUUCCACUCAGAACUAGCCGAAAGUCAUCGAUUCUGCUCCAAAGUACAAGAUGCGUACACACUGCGCUGUUGUCCACAAGUCCAUGGGAUUGUGUGGGACACCAUUGAUUUUGUUCGUGGUAUUUUGCUGACCGAAUUGAAUAGUUCCACGGACAACCCGGUACGUUUUCCCCUAUAUUUUCAUGUCGCCUUAGCGUUGCGCAAAUUGCAUGUCAAAAUAUUCUGA